This is a messenger RNA of Uloborus diversus, 908 nucleotides long. RefSeq names its product geranylgeranyl transferase type-2 subunit beta-like. Gene Ontology annotation, biological process: protein geranylgeranylation. Bases 61 to 882 code for a protein of 273 amino acids. The transcript has 8 exons. Gene Ontology annotation, molecular function: Rab geranylgeranyltransferase activity. Gene Ontology annotation, cellular component: Rab-protein geranylgeranyltransferase complex. The record is from RefSeq and is a predicted model, not a curated record. Lineage: Eukaryota; Metazoa; Arthropoda; Arachnida; Araneae; Uloboridae.
AGCAUCACAGAAUAUUUGCGUUUAAGUGGUAUUUAUUGGGGCCUGACUGCACUGGACCUCAUGGGCCAACUUGACAAAUUGGAGAAGGAACCAGUCAUAGAGUUCCUCAAAAGUUGCCUGCACAAGUGUGGAGGCUUCAGCUCUAGUACAGGACACGACCCACAUAUCCUUUACACUCUCAGCGCUCUACAGAUUUUAACAAUGUAUGAUGCUUUAGAUAUAAUAGAUGUGGAUAAGACAGUUGAGUUUAUCAAAGGCCUACAACAAGAGGAUGGUAGCUUUGUCGGUGACAAAUGGGGUGAAGUUGAUACAAGAUUCACCUUUUGCUCUGUUGCUAGUCUAGCCUUGCUGAAUCGUCUAAAUGAAGUAGAUAUGAACAAGGCUGUGGAGUUUGUUCUCUCGUGUAUGAAUUUUGAUGGAGGGUUCGGCUGCAAACCUGGCUCGGAGACCCAUGCGGGACAGGUUUAUUGCUGCCUGGGCAUUCUCUCCAUUGCCCACCAGUUGCAUCAUGUCAAUGCAGACCUCCUCGGUUGGUGGUUGUGUGAGAGACAGCUGCCCUCUGGUGGAUUAAAUGGCCGUCCAGAAAAACUUCCAGAUGUGUGUUACUCUUGGUGGGUACUGUCCUCUUUGAAAAUCAUUGGUAGGCUACACUGGAUAGAUAAGGUUAAACUAGCAAGGUUUAUUUUGGCAGCCCAAGAUGAAGAAACUGGAGGAUUUGCAGACAGGCCUGGUGACAUGGUGGAUCCCUUCCACACCGUAUUCGGAAUUGCGGGACUUUCUUUGCUGGGAGAACGCAAGAUUAAAGAAGUGAACCCGGUUUUCUGUAUGGCUGAAGAUGUGAUUAAACGAACUGGACUGCAAGUGCAAAUUUUGAAAUUGUAGUUUUGUUACAUCAAUUAGUAAUAAAA